Messenger RNA from Lycium barbarum (goji berry), 1500 nucleotides. RefSeq names its product E3 ubiquitin-protein ligase PUB24-like. NCBI's taxonomy places the organism in Eukaryota, Viridiplantae, Streptophyta, Magnoliopsida, Solanales, Solanaceae. Bases 104 to 1366 code for a protein of 420 amino acids. Gene Ontology annotation, molecular function: ubiquitin protein ligase activity. The record is from RefSeq and is a predicted model, not a curated record. Gene Ontology annotation, biological process: protein ubiquitination. The transcript has a single exon.
CAAAAAAGAAAGAAACAAAGAACAUAUCUUUAUUUCUCUCACACACACACUAUAUAUAUACUUAGGUUCUUCAUUUUAGUUUGUAGCCAAAGAAAAAACAAAUAUGGAAGAAGUAGACAUACCACAAUAUUUUUUAUGUCCCAUAUCACUACAAAUCAUGAAAGAUCCGGUUACGACGGUUACCGGAAUAACAUAUGACCGGGAAAGUAUCGAGAUGUGGUUGUUAACGGCUGAGGAAGAGGUGGUAACCGCCACGUGUCCGGUGACAAAGCAACCAUUGCCUAAAGAUAUGGAGUUGUUGACUCCAAAUCAUAUGCUAAGGCGAUUAAUACAAGCAUGGUGCAUAGUUAACGGUGUUGACCGGAUUCCAACACCAAAGUAUCCUAUGAAUAAAUCGAAUAUUCUUCGAUUAAUCCGACAGGUGAAUAAUAAUGGUAAUAAUGAUCAACAGCUUUGUGUUGAUGCUUUGAGGAAAAUGGAUGAUUUGGUUAGUGAAAAUGAGAAGAAUGGGAAGUGCAUGGAGGAAGUUGGUGCACUUAAGGCUAUUGUUGGCUUUAUUUUGAGAAGUUACAAAAUUGGGAAAUUAUUACUUCCUGGCCUUGAAGAAGCUUUGAGGAUUUUUCAUUUGAUUUGGAAUCCAUCAAAUGGAGACAAGCAUCAUGUGAAGGAUAAUCAUGAAUUAGUCCAAGCUAUUUUAUGGAUUUUGAAGCAGGACGAAACGAAAAAUAGUUAUCACGUCCUGAUCAUUAAGACUCAUGCAAUGAUGGUCUUGAAGGACGUGAUAGAAGCCUCGAGUUCAAAUCUUCUAUCAGGAUUAGACCCCGAGUUUUUUCAAGGGAUACUGCAUACGUUACGGAAAAAUAGCAGAAACUACAUAUCACAACAGGCGACGAAAGCGGGCCUGCAGGUGCUAAUAGGUGCAUGUCCAUUUGGAAGGAAUAGGUUGAAAAUCGUAGAAUCAGGGGCUAUAUUCGAGCUCAUAGAUCUCGAAUUAACUAACCCUGAGAAAAGGGUUAGUGAAUUAGUGUUUUAUCUAUUGGCUCAUUUGUGUGUUUUGGCUGACGGGAGGGCAAAAUUCUUGGAACAUGCAGCUGGGAUUGCAUUGGUCACAAAGAGGACAUUGAGGAUUAGUUCAACUAUAGAUGAUAGUGCAAUUCAAAUUCUUGGUUUAAUCUCCAAAUUUUCAGCCACAAAUGAAGUUUUAUUGGAGAUGUUGAGAGUAGGGGCAGUGUCAAAAAUUUGUAUGGUGAUGCAAGCAGAUUGUGAAGUUCAUUUGAAGAAGAAAGCAAGAGAGAUAUUGAGAGCACAUUCACAUGUUUGGAGUAAUUCUCCAUGUAUACAAAUUUAUCUUUUGACAAGACAAUAGAGUAGGAGCAUUAUAACUUUUGACUACUUUUUUUUUCCUUCUAUAAUGCAGCAAUAUACAUCAUUUUUAUGACUGUAAAACAGCAAUCAAAAUUGUAUACAUAGAAAUUUAGAAACCACAAUAGUUAUUAUGAA